Striga asiatica is the source of this 1014-nucleotide messenger RNA. Lineage: Eukaryota; Viridiplantae; Streptophyta; Magnoliopsida; Lamiales; Orobanchaceae. The record is from the annotation of a GenBank genome assembly.
AGCAAAAAAAAAAAAAAAAAAUGGAUCAUUACAAGGAAUUAGGGGUUCAGAAGAACGCGAGCAAGGAGGAGAUCAAGCACGCUUUCCGGAAUCUGGCGAUGAAAUUCCACCCGGACAAGCACUCGCAGUCGCCGGAGCACCUCCGCCGCUCUGCCACGCUCAGAUUCAAGCAGCUGUCGGAGGCCUACGAGACCCUCAUCGACGACCGCAAGCGGGCGGAGUAUAAUCUCGGCAGAAACGCGUACGGCGCUAGUCGGAGUCAAAAUUACGGUCACAGUUCCGGCAGCGGCGGAUAUAGCUACAGCAAUCCGUACGGCUAUGGUUACGGGCAUAGUGGUGGUUCGGCGAGGAGGAGCGGCGGCGGCCACGGUGGUGUUUUUACGAAAUUGGAGAUGGGCCUUAGGUACCUCACCACUAGGAGUUUUCUCCUCAAUGCGACAUUCUUCAGUGUCUUGUUAGGUGGAAUGUAUAUUAUUGAUGCUAGUGGCAAGGCGCUGUGGGAGAUGCAUAAUUAUGGGAAAUCAUUUGAAGAGGCGAUAGACUCUGUAGAAAAAGCUAAAACACGCAAAGAUGGCUCUUACUAAAACUCCAUUCAAGGUUUCAGUUUGUUUGAUUCGUGUUGGAUUCUAUUGGCUGCUCGCCACAAUUUCUCGAACGAAACAAAGAGUAUAGUUGAAGUCAACUUGUAUAAGCAAACAAUAUAUAGUUUUAUAGGCAUCGAUGCAUUAUUACUUAAUUGUUAGGCGUAUGUAUACAAGUCAUACAGAUUUCGGCAGUUUAUACUUUGGAGAAAACCACAUGGUGUUUGUUGUUGAUCUAAUCGUGUUUGGUAUUGUUCGAGUGUACAGAUACCAAUUUUUGUCACUUAAAAUGUACAAUGCUACAAGUGUUAGUUUCAUGCUGUAAUAUAUAUACUUGGUAGGGAUUUAUGUGCAAUAGCUGAUUAUUGUAACAUGGCACUUUUUAGGUGCCCCUAAACUUUGGCUAAUUCAACUUCGUAUUUCAGGUUUCAAG